AUGGCUACCUCGCUGCCGGCGCCGGCUCUUAUGAUCCCUCCGCGUGUUGACCUGGACGGGGACGACCCGAGCACGCUGGUCCGUGGCACGCCGGAGUGGCUGCGGGAGACGCUGAAGUCGACGUCCGGAGAGAUGACGAGGCUGGCCCGUGUGAUCCUCGCCAUGGUCGUCGAUAGCUACGGCCUCGCGCACCGCUCCGACGAGAUCGUCGGCGUCGGCACCACGGACGCAAACUUCCGCAUGCUCAGGUACUGCAAGGACUCCCUCGGGGCGUCGCCGCCGGACGAGCAGCCGGCCGUCGCCCUCGCCGCCCACGUCGACGGGAGCUACCUGACCGUUCUGUUCCAGAACGACGUCGACGGCUUCGAGCUCAGGACGAGGAACGGCGGCGAGUGGGUCAGAGUCCGCCCUCCAGGCCCCGACUCCCUCCUCGUCGUCGCUGGGCAGGCACUCAUGGCUUUGAGCAACGGGAGGGUUCACGCGCCGUUGCACAGGGUGGUGGCCGUCGGCGGGCGGGAGGACCGGCUGUCCUGCGGCGUGUUCCUGCAGCCAACCAAGAACUUCGUCGUCGAUGCGCCGCCGGAGCUGGUCACCGCGGACACGCCGCGCCGGUUCAGGCCGUUCGAGUACGUGGACUACCUGAGGUUCAAGCACACCGCCGGCAACAGCAACGGCGACGACGUGCUCCACCGCUUCGCCGGGAUGUAACAUGCAGUAAUUAAUGUCGCUUCUGCUAAGCUACUGUAGUGAGUGAUCGCACGUCUACCGAUCAAUAAAUUGUGGUUUACGAUCAGGCGGCCACAGGAUUUGGCCUUGG
Messenger RNA from Lolium rigidum, 817 nucleotides. RefSeq names its product probable 2-oxoglutarate-dependent dioxygenase AOP1. The transcript is spliced from 3 exons. Bases 1 to 708 code for a protein of 235 amino acids. Gene Ontology annotation, molecular function: dioxygenase activity. The record is from RefSeq and is a predicted model, not a curated record. NCBI's taxonomy places the organism in Eukaryota, Viridiplantae, Streptophyta, Magnoliopsida, Poales, Poaceae.